UCCGGCGAAGAAAGCGCAAACUCGGGGAAAAACAAGAUGGCGAAGCAUCAUCCCGAUUUGAUUUUCUGUCGCAAGCAAGCAGGCGUCGCUAUUGGACGACUCUGUGAGAAAUGCGAUGGAAAGUGUGUGAUAUGUGACUCUUAUGUGCGACCCUGCACUCUUGUUCGAAUCUGUGAUGAGUGUAAUUACGGCUCGUAUCAGGGACGUUGCGUGAUCUGUGGAGGUCCAGGAGUGUCGGAUGCCUACUACUGCAAGGAAUGCACCAUCAAAGAGAAGGAUAGAGACGGCUGUCCGAAGAUAGUCAACCUAGGAAGCUCGAAGACCGAUCUGUUUUAUGAGCGGAAAAAGUAUGGGUUUAAAAAGAGGUGACGUCAGUGGAAUCUCUGCAUUUUGCGACUCGUUAAAUGCCACAACAUAUCCUUGCUACAGAAGCACUUACUGGGAAAUCUGUAACAUAGUUUUGUUCUUAAUAUCUGCAAAUGACAAUAAAAUUUGAUCAAUUUGAAUUUAC
Messenger RNA from Centruroides sculpturatus (bark scorpion), 511 nucleotides. It is a transcript of the gene Phf5a, whose product is annotated as PHD finger-like domain-containing protein 5A. The record is from RefSeq and is a predicted model, not a curated record. Lineage: Eukaryota; Metazoa; Arthropoda; Arachnida; Scorpiones; Buthidae. Gene Ontology annotation, cellular component: U2 snRNP; precatalytic spliceosome; U12-type spliceosomal complex. Bases 37 to 369 code for a protein of 110 amino acids. The transcript has a single exon. Gene Ontology annotation, biological process: mRNA splicing, via spliceosome.